Molecule: messenger RNA, 1617 nt
Organism: Debaryomyces tyrocola
Lineage: Eukaryota; Fungi; Ascomycota; Pichiomycetes; Serinales; Debaryomycetaceae
Source: the annotation of a GenBank genome assembly
AUGUUCCUCGUAUUCGUUCUAUCCUUAAGUGGCAUUUUAUUUAAUACUUUAGUAUUAGCUGAUGUUCAAAGGCUGGCGUUGGACGCACAUUCCUUUGGGGUUUCUUGCCUUCCUAUAAUGAAUGAACCAGAAGCUACGUUACUAGGUGGAAUCAAGAUUUUCUUGGACGAAUUGAAAUUAAAUAACGGACAAGAGCCAACAGAUUUAAAGAUACCGGUGUUGCUAUUUCGUUAUGAAGAUAUUCUUAACUUCACCACCCUUCCCUCGUGGGAGGAAUACGACAAGGGAUAUGCAUCUAACUAUAGCUCUAGCAACUUGAAUUGGGAUAAUUAUUUCUUAAAAAAUUCGGUAGACUUUGAAGAAAAUAAGUUCAUAUUAGAUUUGUAUGAAGGGUACAAUGAAAUUGAUGAAAAGCGAAUUUAUAAUGGAUUCUUAGAUGUGUCAAAAGAGGAUGGUCAUGCUGAAGCUUUAUUACCAGCCUACCAGUCUGGAAUUUAUUGCGCAUAUGUUGCACCACCUAUUAACAGGGACAUCAAAACGAUGAAUAUAUCGCUUGCCCUUCAGUAUUCUAAAUUUUAUUCGACUAAUAUGUCGUAUGUCGACUACUGCCAGGUAAGAUAUAUUAUCGGUACUGGCUUAUUGUUAGCAAUAUACUUGAUAAAUAAUAUUUUGCAAUUUAAAAAAGAUAAACAAUUGGACAUCAAGAAUAUGCCAAUUAUUUCAAAGACAGUUAUAUUUUAUGUCUUGAUACCAUUAUUAUCACUCAUGUCACUUGAGUGGUUUGUUGUAUUUAUCGAAAUUCACUGCAAUUUGAGUAGUCGAAAAAUAAUAUGCUUUGAAUAUUUCCGUCUAAUAAUAGAAUUGAUACAACCUAAUUGGAGGAUAUUGCUCAGGUUUUAUGUUUUACUCUUUACUAUGGGAUAUGGUGUCAUUUAUUACCAUAGAGGAGCCUCUCGCACAUUCAGUAAAAUGCCAAAGAGGACGAUGAACGUAGCCUUUUCACUCUUUGUCACAGAUUUAAUUUUGUCUAAUAUAGAAAAUGCAUAUUCUAAAUUUGAAAAAUAUUUGAUAGCAGACCACACUUGGGCCUUAUAUGAAGAUGUGAAGGAAUUUAUAUGUACCAUAUGUUUCCUUGGUUCGUACGUAUUUCCUUUCGUCUUAUAUUUUGCAUCAUUUAUCUAUUAUUUUAAGACAAAGAAUAUUAUUAAGAAAUUACCACCUAUGUCGAGUGACAUAGAAGGAAUCGAUGCCAAUACCAGAAUCAUGAAAGCAUUUAAACAAUCUAGUCUUGUCAUCUUUAUAUCACCAAUUAUUUCGGGAAUUUUAUGGUUAAGUUCAUUUGCACGUACUGCCAUCAAAGCUUUUUUCUCAAUGAUGAAUGAAAUUUCUUCGGACUUGGACGUAAGUGUCGAAGAUCCAUCAAGAGGAUUGCUCAUAGAUCUGGUAAAAAAGACAAACCAUCUAAUGCUGUUUAGUCAGAACACUAUGAUGGCUUCUUUUGAUAAGUGGCCAAGGGCUAUCAAGAUAUAUCUAACUAUUGCAUUAUUAUACGUGAUUUGGAUAAGAAAUAACAAUGCGUUAAUCGUUGAAGAUGAAAAAGGGGACCUCAAAGAGUAG